GUUUUUCUUGGCUGGCCCUCUGUUUUCUGCAUCCUAAUACGUGCUUCAAUGCUUACUAUUGCCAAUACAGGUUGAGUGAUCUUGCGCAAUCAGCUCAUCCGAUCUUGGCGAUCAAGCCUGCAUUGCACCCUUUGGUGGGAGCCAUAUCUGUGUCUGCUAUUUCGUCUCUUCAAUUCUUGAGUCCGACACUGUGGGCCCAUGCUCUGUUGCACCGUGCACGCUUCCAUUCCAAUAGUCAGGCUUGUACAAUUGGACGCGUUCCCACACGUUUCGACGUGUUCUUCACUCAUUGAUGCCAAGAUUUUGGGCCAACCGACAUGGAAGGACGCAGACCAGAUGUGUUAUCAUGGCAUUGCCCAACGCGCUGUUGCAGAGCCUGCACUGGUGCCUAACCACAAAGUGUGCCUACUACUACGCUCUUAACUUUCCUCCCCUUCCCAUUUCCUUGCUAACUUUCUACUCCAGGAAACAAUCAAACUUCCCAAAAGUGACCGGAAUUGGAAGACAAUAGCUUCCUCCGCGGCUAAAAGGCGAACUCCCGUUGGUGAGGUACAAAGAGUGCUGGAACCCCGCGGGUCGGGUUUCACGGAUGAGCAAACUAUGUGUUCCCCACCGUUCACCCCACCAUUCACCUCAUCAUUUGCUUUGCGAUCUACCUGCCAUAUUUACCCCACUGAUUAUUGUCAUCCUAUCUUCGAAACCGACUUGCUCUUGGGACCUACGCCGGCCCCACAGACCCCGAGGGGUUAUCCCUGCAAAGGUGUGUUCAAGCGCGAGGUUUAGCGCGAGGUUUUCUCUGCACCCUCAGU
Messenger RNA from Cantharellus anzutake, 809 nucleotides. RefSeq lists its product as uncharacterized. Lineage: Eukaryota; Fungi; Basidiomycota; Agaricomycetes; Cantharellales; Hydnaceae. Bases 199 to 423 code for a protein of 74 amino acids. The transcript has a single exon. The record is from RefSeq and is a predicted model, not a curated record.